This is a messenger RNA of Melanotaenia boesemani (Boeseman's rainbowfish), 4167 nucleotides long. RefSeq names its product selenoprotein I (gene selenoi). Gene Ontology annotation, molecular function: ethanolaminephosphotransferase activity. The record is from RefSeq and is a predicted model, not a curated record. Gene Ontology annotation, cellular component: endoplasmic reticulum membrane; Golgi apparatus. NCBI's taxonomy places the organism in Eukaryota, Metazoa, Chordata, Actinopteri, Atheriniformes, Melanotaeniidae. Gene Ontology annotation, biological process: phosphatidylethanolamine biosynthetic process. The transcript is spliced from 10 exons.
UCAUCCAGGCCUGAGUGGCGAUACUGAGUUUCUGUAACGUCAGCUUGCGCUCAGUAGGAGUGGCUCCAGUGGUUCGACAUCACCUCACCCGGCGUGAAAGACGUUCAGCGGCUAAGCUAGAUGGUUGUUUUACUGGGCAGCUAGCAUUAGGAAUUUGCAUUUCUAAAAGAAGGGAUAUCCAUUUAUCUCAUCGUUGAGCCAGACUCCACCAUUAUGGCUCUUUACGAAUAUGUCACUCAGGAGCAGCUUGCGGGCUUCGACAAAUAUAAGUACAGUGCUGUGGAUUCAAAUCCCCUGUCCAUCUAUGUUAUGCAUCCUUUCUGGAACUUUGUGGUGAAGUUUCUACCAACAUGGCUCGCCCCGAACCUUAUCACAUUCACAGGCUUUAUGUUCCUCGUGUUGAACUUCCUCAUGUUGGCCUUCUACGACUUUGACUUCACUGCUUCUUCUGCAGGACAUGAACAUGUGCCUAGCUGGGUCUGGGUUGCUGCAGGGCUCUUCAACUUCUUAGCCUAUACUCUUGAUGGUGUUGAUGGUAAACAGGCGCGCCGCACCAACUCUUCCACGCCACUAGGGGAGCUUUUUGACCACGGUCUUGAUAGCUGGGCGUGUAUCUUCUUCGUGGCCACUGUAUACUCCAUAUUUGGCCGUGGGGAGAGCGGCGUGAGCGUGGUGACGCUCUAUUACAUACUGUGGGUGGUGCUGUUUUCCUUCAUUCUGUCCCACUGGGAGAAAUACAACACUGGCAUCUUGUUUCUGCCCUGGGGAUACGACAUCAGCCAAGUGACAAUUUCACUUGUCUACUUGAUCACUGCUGUGGUUGGUGUGGAAAAGUGGUACCAGCCAGUUAUCUGGAGCUUUCUUUACAGAGACCUUUUCACCUUUAUGAUCAUAGCCUGCUCCUUCACUGUGACCUUACCCAUGAGCCUCUACAACGUCCUGAAGGCUCACCGGAGUAAUACACUGAAGCACAGCAGCCUGUACGAAGCUCUCCUGCCUUUCCUCUCUCCCGUCCUCCUCUUUGUUUUGUCCACCGCUUGGGUUUUCUGCUCUCCAUCCAAUAUCCUCGAGCUGCAGCCCAGGAUCUACUACCUCAUGGUGGGGACAGCUUUCGCCAAUGUCACUUGUAAGCUGAUUGUGUGUCAGAUGAGUAACACACGUUGCCAGCCGCUGACCUGGCUGCUGCUGCCCAUGUCUGCGGUGGUGUUGCUAGCUGUGACGGGGGUCUUCACCAACGAGACACUGCUGCUUCAUUUGUGGACAGCUGCUGUCGUACUAGCACACAUACACUAUGGCAUAUCAGUGGUACAGCAGCUCAGCGGCCACUUCAACAUCUUCGCCUUCUCCCUGAAGAAGCCCAGCAGUGACUGACAGGAGGAGGAACGAAUCGGCUUGACAGAAGCAGAGGUUUAGGUUGAUCCUCUCUUCGGCUUACCGACACUUCACUCAUCACCACGGAAACCACAUCCCCUCCCCUCCAUCCAGAAGGACACUUCAAGUGGAAUGGACUGUGUGCUUCUUUUCACACACCCACACAGAUACAGACACACACACACAUUCCCAUACCAACUGACCAAACUCUGGCCUCUGCGAUGGGGCGGGCCCAGGGGCUCUGGCUUCCGCCACUGGUGAUUGGCUAACUUGGCUGAGCCAAUGAGGUGCAAUUGUUUCCUACGGAAAUGUGCUUCCGUCGUGAGGACAGAAGCCCAGGCGAGCCGUGAAAAAAAAAAAAAAGGAAAAAUAAAGCAACACACAUGCAUUUGUACCUUUUGUGAGGGAUGGCCCUCAUUUUCCAUGGAUUCAGGAUAUCCUUAACCCUAACCUCAAUUAUAGCAAGUAGAGGCCUCGCCUUUAACUAAACCUGAUGUAACCUCAUCCCUAAAAACCAACUUUUAACCCUCAGACAGCCUGUCUUGUCAUGUCAGGACUGUGGAAAAUACAACCAGUCCCACCAACUUCCGAAACUUUGAUGUCCUCACGGGGAUGGACUACACACACAAACGGAUACGUUACACUGCUUUUAUGCAGGUUAUAUGUAUUUCAUGGCAGAUAUUUGAAUUCAAACACAGCCGCGGACAUGAACACACAGUUGUACUUGCAUAGUAUUAUGAAUGUAUAAUAUGCCUUGAGGAAAUGUUUCUGUUUAAUUAUAUGAACUGGAAUGCCUCAAGAAGUGUUUGAUGAAACCUGUUUGUUUGUUUUUAAGUCAUCAAAUGAUUUGCAUUUGGAAGUUUGUGAGUAUGUUUAUAACUACUUAUAUAACAUAAGUGUUGAGGUGUGGGGACUUUCAUUUUCCAACCAAGACAAAACAUAAAAAGAUGAUUUACUUUCAGUGAAAUGUUUUAUGCAUUUCCCUCUCUACAGUGUGCUCCGUGGCAGCAGCUGUCAUGAGGAGAGUUGAUAAUUGACUAACAAACAAGAAUUGAUCAGGGUAAUCUCUACUAACCCUCCUCUUUUUUCCACCUGUGUCUGAGCACUGAUCUCCCGGCUCUUCCUUCCCUUUGAGGUGUCGUGUUUUCACGCUGAUUCGUUCUUUUGUUUUUAUACAUUUUUACACACGUCUUUGGUAUAUUUUUGUCUGCCUCUUUGGCGGCGGUGUGUGUGGUUUUAAAGUCGCGCAGCGCUUGAAUGAUGAGCGUGUUCAAAAGCCGUUUAACGGAGCGGACUCGCUCUGAGGAAACAAGCCUUCGCACAGGACAGCGCAGAAGCUGCUAAACCAACAGCCGUCACUUGGAUAUUAUGACAUCUUUUUACAUUUACUGUCUUAGAACUCAUCUGGUAGCAGUUUUUCAGUCUGGUAAACACUGUAUGUUUCAGGCUUUGUCUUAAGAUGGAGGAGAUCAGUUGUAGCUGCUGGUUAAGAAAGUUGAGGCAAGCCUUGUUUACAAGCUGUCAGCUCAAACAAUGCUACAACAUCGCCUGUGUUUUGGUGCAGUUGUCAUUUGGAAGAAAUAAGCUUUUUUUGUGUGUGUACUUGUCAAAAAGUGACAGGUUCUUUGUAUCUGAGCACAUUUUUCUAAGAUCAGAUCUAAGAUUGUCCUGGCAGGGAGAUUUUGUUUGGCUGUAAAUGAUGGACCUAGUGUCUGCAUCCGUGAGGGCAAAAGAAAAUGUUCAAACAAGCCAGAAGAUCAUUUGCCAGGAAAACUUUUGACUCGCCAAACAAUUGGUACAUCCAGCUGGAAGUUUAUUUCUGUCAGUUAUCUGGAAGAAUGUCACAGUAACCAACAUUUUCACAUAUUAUAAAUUAUUGUGGCAUUUAAUUUAAAGUUAUAUAGGAAACAUUUGAUAUUGCAAGUUUGAAAGUUCAGACAUUUUGUAAAUUAACAGUUACUGAACAUUUAGACCACAUAGGACUUUGCAGCAUCCCUGUAUCUACAGGAUAAACAAAAAGAUGCGUAACUGUCUUUAUACCCAUCUAAGUAAUCAUCUGUGGUUUGCAGUGCCUCCACACUGCAUACGGGGAAAUUUGUACAUAGCCCUGAUUACAUUACAAUGGUUUAAAUGACGGCUUUCUUUCUUUGGGACUUUGGGCAUCGAAGAUUAUUGUGAUCAGACAGCUGCUGUGAUUUUACCAUCAAACCAGUGAAGUGUGUUUGUGGUGGGUGUAUGUACUGCCUGGGUCUGUACAGCUCCACGUGUACAUGUCUAUACAAGUAUGAGUGUUUUGACUGUAUGUGUGAGCGUCUGUAAAUAUAUGUAUUCAUUUUAAUUUAAUUUUUUUUUUUAAUUAUUACAAAUGGGAUUGUUGUCUGGUAGGCAGAUUUCUCCUAACACAAGGCACAUGACUUUGAUGUGUUGCCACUCACCACUGCAAUUUAUAAAGCGGUCUAAAUUGCAGUACUUACAUCUGUUGAUGUAGUUUUUUAAAAAAAAAAAAGUUAAAGUUUUAGUGUUGCUGAUUUACUGUCUGAUUGGAUCAGUUCCAGGUUUGAAAAAGGUGUGGGUGUGAAGAUCUGCAUCCCAGACUGUAAACACUACUAAAUAAUACUGCAGUAAGGGAUUUCAUAUCCGCUGUUACCUGGGAGAAAAUAAGUACCGUUCAAUGAAACAAAGAGUUUGUCAUGCAUUUGGCAGAAAUGUUCCUUAUUUUCAUUUUUACAGAUUUGACUUGUAAUCUUUUUUUUUCUUUUUCUUUUUUUGUGCAAUUCUCAAUUUCACUCAGUACUU